This is a messenger RNA of Hyalella azteca, 3276 nucleotides long. RefSeq lists its product as uncharacterized. Gene Ontology annotation, molecular function: S-adenosylmethionine-dependent methyltransferase activity. The record is from RefSeq and is a predicted model, not a curated record. Bases 310 to 1479 code for a protein of 389 amino acids. Lineage: Eukaryota; Metazoa; Arthropoda; Malacostraca; Amphipoda; Hyalellidae. The transcript is spliced from 8 exons.
CCUUUGUACGUGGAGGUUGUGACGCGCGCACCAACACAACGCUUUGUUUCUGGCCACUGGGUCAACGUGUGUGGUGGCAUCUAAAAUUUCAAUAUAAACGUCACUGGUCUUAGCUAACGAUUAUAAUAAAUGCAAAACACAUGAAAUUUAUGCCAUCGUUUCAGUAUUAGAUGGUUGCAAAGUUAUACAUCUAAUCUACUUAGAAUUUCAGGUUGGGAAUCAAGUGCUUGUGAGUCCGCCAUUGAUAAAAGUGCAAGAAAAAUAUUAAUUGAGAUCAAGUAUUGUGGUGAUAAUUCUUAAGUUACUUGCAUGGAAUCAGUUUCGAUGGUGUCACACCCAGCCAUUCCGCUGGAACUAAGUCCACGGCUUCAUCACGCCCAAUUCAACGGCCAUCAACACGAUCAACAGAUACACCCGAAUUUCCUAAUGUGGAGCAUGGAGUUGAAAGCAGCUCAGGAAAGCUUCAUGAAUAUAUUCCAACAAAUGCAGCAGCCAGAAACUCAGAAGGCAUUUCUAUUAUGGAUAGAUGCAACAUUUAUUAGGCCAGGUGGAGGCGGUAGUGGUGCAGUGAGCAGCAGCAACAUGGUGUGUAACAAUGGCCCUAGCAAUGGCAACAUCACAGGCACAGCAUGUAAUAGUGGUGGCAGUGAUGGUGGCAGCAGCAAUAGCAGCACUACAGACUAUGCAGCUGACAGUAAACUCCGCAGAAUAGCUGAUGAUGUCAGAGAAAUGAUGCCUCUGAAUGCCAUACUUCCCACUGAACAGAUCACAUUUCCCAGUGUGGGAGAGAAUGCGGACUGCGACCCAUCACACACAUUGCAUGUUGAUGCAUUCUUGUAUGAUGAGGACCUUGUGGACGAACUCUGUGACACGGGCGAGCUGGGCCGCAACUACUGCCUCGACUGCUCCUCCCACAACACACAGCCUAUCACAUACGUGAGUCACUCAGCAUCAAGAGAGCGGCUGGCUUACGUGUUCAGGGCACUGCUGCCUCCCGUGCCUGAGGACGCCGUCAUUGUUGACGUUGGCUCCAGGCUGGGUGCCGUGCUUUAUGGGGCUUACGUGUAUACCAAGUGCCGGAGGAUCAUAGGUGUCGAAUUGAACGAGGAUCUGUGCCAGCUGCAGAGAACUAUUGUCACCAAGUAUAACUUCCAGGAUCGAAUAAGUGUGGUGUCGGGUGAUGUUCAGCUCCACGGCACCCUGAUGAACAGCGCCGAUGUCGUCGUCAUGAACAACGUCUUCGAGUUCUUCAUGGCGGCUGAAGUGCAGCUCCAGAUCUGGAAUUUCCUGAGGGCGUCCAUCAAGCGAGGGGCCCUGCUAGUCACCAUCCCCGCCCUCACAGACACGCUGCAGCAUUUUGAUGUUGGGUUCAGGGUGCAGGACUGGGUGCGUGAGGUGCCACCCCACGACCCUAACGUCACCGCGCCCUUUGACUUCCAGUCAGAGACUUCCGAGGUCAAGCUCUACCAGGUCAUCUAGCUGCUCUACAUCUGCUCUACCAAGUCAUCUAGCUCCCCUACCUCUGCUCUACCAGUUAGCCCAUCUCCCCCAGCUCUACUCUACCAGUUGGCCUAGCUCCUCUACUCGUCUGUUCCACCAGUUGCUCUACUUUCGCCACUUGCUGUUUCUGCCAAAUCCUCUUCGUUCACUUAUCCUGCUCUACCAUUCUUCUAGCUUUCCUCUAUUACUAUUCUAUCUUUACCUUACCAAGCAAUUCAAAAAUAAUCAUCAAUUUCGCACUACCUUGACUUCUCUUCUUCACCAACCAAUCUUCUUACGUUUGCUCUUGCAUGAAGCGGUCUUAUCGCACACCGUAAGCCUUAUACCUGGAGUCGCCACUCGCUGAAAGAUUUUAUUGCCGUCUGACCAAUGCCAGUUUUUCGCUUUAUCACAAAUUCUACGGUCCGACUUUGGGACUUUGAAUUCCUACAAUGUGGAGUCUUCUUAGGUGUGAGGACUUGACUUCAUUCCUUAACUCAACGCUAGAGAGGUUUGUUACAUUGUCUUAUAUACUCAGCCGUGACUAAGUUGAGUUACUUGUGAGUUUGUGGAGACCUAUGAGUAGCUUGUGUGUGUAUAUAUACAUCAGUGUGAUAACUGAGCAGGAACCCUGUUACUGUUUUUGAUUGUAUUUGGAUUCAUUGGAAACUCCUGCAAAUUUUGGUGUCACUUCCUCUUCUUGCUUGUGACUUCAGUAGCAGUUAUAGGUUAUAUUGUUGAGCUUGUCUGUCGGAAAAUUUCCUCUGUGAGAGAACCUCCAUUCAGAAUGUAUCGGCAGUGCUUACUUUACUCGCCUAUUGCUAGGAUAAUUUAUAAAUUAAGCAGGAUCCUCAACAAACAUUCUCGAAAAUUAUUAAUCGAUAUAGAUUAAGUGACUUCGUUAAUCGACUCUACUGAUUCACGACGGCCUGACUCAGUGUGGUAGAUAAGGAGUGUUUUGAUAUAGGUACAUUGUUUAAUAUACAAGACUCAAUUGAACGCGAGUGGGGCUCUUAGUAUACUUAGUUAAAUGUAUUAAUGAUCAUACUAAAUAUAUCAGGUCUUGCUCUGCAUAGUUACAAAUCCCCGAACACUCGUUUGGAAGCCUAAUCAUGCUCUGUGGAAUGUGAAUGUUAGAGUUUAUUCCUGCUUGGCCUUAUUCUUAACUGUUAGCUUUUAUUAGACUUGACUCGCGACGGCUGAAUUUAUUAACUGUAAACCAGUUUAUGGAAGACUGCCAUAAAUGGCAUCUUGCAUCCUUGUUUAUAUGGUGAACUUUUGAAGUAUUUUAAGAUGUAAUGAUUACCAUGCAGUGCCUACUUUGUGUAUACUCGAUAAAUAAGUACGUGUUUGUUUUCUACUACAUUUACACGUAAUUCUUUGUAUAUUCUAUUUUAGCAUCAAAUGCCAUCAAUCAAAUAUUGUCUAUCCUAGGCGACUUACUGUAUAAUCACUUGUCUUGAGAUCCCUCGGGUAACACGUAUCAAAACUAUCAAGAUACCAUACAAGACCAUGCUGAUGCACCACCCUAGACUGCUACCAAGCGCUGCCCAUCAGCAGUACCGAAAAAUGAACAGUUUUGCAGGGCUUGAGCCCAUGGCUAGCUCUUGGAUUAUUGUAAUAGUGACGUUAUAAAUCUAACCAAAUGUUAAUGUUGGCAACAUGUGCGGAAAAAGCAUCUUGCUUAGUGUGGAAUGUUAAAUUAGGUGACAGGAUUAUGGUGCUAUUUUAAACUGGGUGAAUGACAAAAUUGUAUGUUUUAAUAGGAUAACAUGAUUGUUGUGGCAUAUUUGAAUU